Molecule: messenger RNA, 3946 nt
Organism: Cloeon dipterum
Lineage: Eukaryota; Metazoa; Arthropoda; Insecta; Ephemeroptera; Baetidae
Product: myotubularin-related protein 10-B
Exons: 11
Coding region: 199-2220 (673 amino acids)
Biological process (GO): phosphatidylinositol dephosphorylation
Cellular component (GO): cytoplasm; membrane
Molecular function (GO): phosphatidylinositol-3-phosphate phosphatase activity
Source: RefSeq, a predicted model, not a curated record
GGGUGAGCGAGCGAGCAAUUGGUCCAAUUGUUAUUGGUAAUGCAGGUGUAUUCUUUUUCAUGCAUAUAAUUCAGCACCAUGCAAAUGUAAACAUAAGUUGGAACCGUCGUCAGCGCUCAAUCGCGUUAUUUCAGUUGUUGCUUUCAUUUGAACAUGUAAUUUAAUUUCGCGUUACUCGGUGAUUCCUCAGUUUCUGCAAUGACGCACAGCUUUAAAAGCUACAUCGACAUCAAAGAAGACCACUUCGGAGCGGAGGAACUGGAUCCGAAUGGCACCAAAAAGAACGUCGAGCAGUGCCAGCCGCGACUCCUUGAAGGCGAAGCUGUAACAGCGGCUGAAGAUAACGUUUUGCAGUUUGUUUCGUUGAGUGAGAGAAAACACGGCAGGUCCGGAACUCUGUUUGUUACUAACUUCAAACUGUCCUUUGUCCCUUGUGUGUCAACGGCGAAGGAGGGCCCUGAAUGCCAGAAAAGUAGGCUCCUCGGCGAGUUUGAUGUGAGCUUGUGCAACAUUGACUGCGUGUAUCAUAUCACUAGGGAAAAGAAACGGAAACUGAUCGGUGGUCAGAAUGUUUCCAGCAAAAUUAAAGGGCUUUUGAUUGUUUGCAAGAAUAUGCGCACCCUUACAUACAGCUUCAAGUUUUCCAGUGUGAACAGCGGAAAAAACAUAGCAAAUGCGCUGCUCCACUACGCUUUUCCCCGUAGACAUCACCUUUUAUUUGCUUACGACUACAGAGAACCAAAUUUGCGGAAAAGCCAUAGCGACAUUCUCUUGUUCCAAGAGCAGUCGGACUGGAUGCGGGAGCUAAAAAACUCCAACUGCGCAGGAUGGAGAAUAACGUCAUCAAAUACAUUAUACAACUUAUCUGCAAAUCUGCCUUCGUUUUUCGUGGUUCCUGAGAGCGCCUUGGACUGGCAGCUUGAGACUGCCUCAAGACACUUUCGAGACAGCCGGCCGCCCGUUUGGUGCUGGGGCACAACCGAGGGCGCAGCACUUGUGCGUAUGGCUGACAUGCUGCCUGGCAUCAAUGACAGGGUUCAGGAGAACAUAAUGCUGGAGCAGGUGCGCAAGGCGCACCCCAAAAAGCGGCAGCCGCAGAUUUUUGACCUGCAAAAGUCGCUACCCACACCAAGAGACCUGCAGAUCAGCUUUGGCAAGCUCAGAGACAUAUGCUCACCAGAAUCAGCCAGUCGCUUUUGGAACCAAGAUCAGGACUUUUUCGGCAGGAUGGAUUCAACUCGCUGGCUGCACUACGUGUCAGGUUGUUUGGCCAUUGCUCAACAGGCAGCAAACGCGCUUGCCUCUGGCGAAACGAUUGUUCUCCAAGAGGGAGAAGGUCGCGAUGUGUCGACAAUAGUCAGCAGUUUGGUCCAGCUUAUGUGCAAUCCAUCAUGCAGGUCAAUUUUGGGCUUCCAGUCGUUGAUCCAAAAAGAGUGGAUCGCUCUUGGGCAUCCUUUUUGCUCACGACUUGGCUUGAUCGCCGAAUCUGAUGUUGAUCAGUCUCCCAUGUUUUUGCUCUUCCUGGACUGCGUGUGGCAAAUUUUGAACCAAUUUCCUGGCAAAUUCGAGUUCACUGAGACGUACCUGACCACGUUGUGGGAUUCUUGUCACGUGGGCAUUUUCGACACUUUUCUCUUCAACAGCGAACGGGAUAGAGCUUACUCAGUCACGGACGCCCACAAUCCUCUACACUUGCGGUCAGUGUGGGACUGGGAGGAACAGUACGGACCGGAGGACAUCGCGCUAUUCCGCAACCCGCUGUACGCGCUGGAGGCGCCGGCACAAAGCAAUAAGCUGCACAUUUUGCCUGUCAGCUGCGGGCUGUCAGCGUUGGAGGUUUGGCAGCAGUGCUAUUGCCGGUGGGUGCCGAUGCUAGAGGUGCGCGGCGGCGGCCGCGUGCAGGUCAACUUCCAGGUGCGCCUGCUGGCCGACGAAAUCAUCGAGCUGAAAAAGAAGGCGGAUGCGUGGCGCCGCGGCCUCAGCCCAGACCGCGUGGCACCCUUUAAUUUUUCUGAGGAGCUUUUGUUUGCGUGUGACAGCGCCGUGCUGCGCGACCGCCUGCGAAACAACCCUGGCUCCUUUUUCCCUUUCAUGCACCACUCGGCGGUGAGCGCUGGCGAGGUCCUGCUCAGCACCAGCAUCCUUGGUGACGAAGAUGAGAUGGACGAGCGCGACUGCGGCCUCAACGAAUCCACCUACAGCCUCAGCACAGCCGUUUGAGCUGCUGGAGCUGAUCUACUGUAAGACAAUAAUUGCUGCAUACUGUUAUUACACGGAGUAACUCUGGUUAGCUGAUUGUUGGAUGGUUUUUCUCGUUUGCGGGAUGAUCAAAUCCAUGCUUGGUAAUUCAAUCUCAGAGUGUGUCUCAAAAAUUAAUUUCUAAAUUUGUAAAUUGGUCAAUUUUUUAUCACUUGUUGCGUAGCGCAAAAGUGUCGCAGCAAUUUUAGCACCAUGUUGGUGAGCUACUGAAUAUUCAGUGAGAGAUAUCUCAAACAAUGUGGGAUGCAUAAACUCUUCAAUGUUUUGGAUAUUUUGAACCUAGCCAAAUCAGAAAAAAGUUACGAAAUUUUGCUGAAUGAAAUCAUGACACCGACUUUGCUUAAAUUUUGAAGGGUAUGUUAGUAUUAUUUUGACAGACUUAAAAUUUCAUACAUAAUUAAAAUUGCUACAUAAUAAAAACUUAUAUAAAUUUUCAUCCUUUUCUGCAUAUUGUGUUUAAUUGAUGCACAUUCUGAGAAUCUUUCACGCCAGCUUUAAAUUAAUCAUUUGAAAAUGUUGCAUACUUAGUAAUUAUGUUUGACGAAAUAGCUUUGGAGCAAUCGAUUGACUGUUUCAAUUGAUAAACGGCGUACCAAUUAAUUUACAAAAGACUGCGCAGCGUUUUGUUGAUUCACUUGCAUAAUACUGUUAUGGAUUUAUGUUUGAAAAUACGGUAUCUAUUUAAUCUUCUACUCACGCAUGAGCACUACUUCAAACUUCCAACCUCAUGUGACAGUUUCAUCCUCAUACAGGUAGUGACAAAGUAAGUAAUACUGUUAUUGAAGUUUAACACUCUAAAUACCUCUUUCUCUCUCAAACACAUCUCUUGUUGUCGACUUAACAGAUUUUACUAACAAAGGUUGCCGACAAUAUUUUCAACCUCUUAAAACCAAAUUUCAGAGCUAAUCAAAUAAAAUAUCAAGUUCUUGAAUAUAAAUUUUACCUCUCUAUAUGAUAUAAAAUGCUAGCAUAAGUCGUUAUUACAGAGGAAGACCGUAUACAUAUUUUGGAAAUUUUAAAAUCUAAUGCGUUAGUUUGCUACGUGCCUUCUGAAACAACUUUCAUUCAUUCGCGGAAGAUGGAUCUAUCUUUUAAAAUUGAAAACCUGUUGUUGCUACAUGUUAACAGAGAGAAAUAUUGCGAACCCAUCACCUGGGCAGCUUAUUUUAUUUAUUAGGUCGCAAAGAACCAUGUAUCGUUUUGCAAGAAUAUAAAUGCAGAAAAUACGUAAAGCGGCAAAUGGCAAAUCGAUUGACUUGCUAUUUGUUGCGCAAAAACAAACCAACAAGAAAUUGCGUUUAAAUUUAGAGACAAUCGCCUCUAUCCAUUUCAUUUGUGAUGUUGCACAGCUUUUUGCACGAGUUUUGAGUUGAAAAUGUAAUGCGUAAUAAAUAUUAGAAACAUCGCUAAACAUCAAAGUUUUUGUAGCAUUUCUAGUCUCGUUAUUUAAGCUAGACAAAUUUAAAGUACGAAAAGUUUAAAUUAUUUUAGGUAGACGCACCAAUUACUUUCUUUGAUCUUCAAAUGUAACAAUGUCAAACUAACUACCAAAACGUUUGUUCUCAUUUGUCAAAUUUGUAUUGUUGUUAUUGCUGUAUUCAUUUUACCGAAAGUUGUAAGUUUGCACUAUUAUGUAACAUGGCAUACGUGAAAUAAAAAAUGCGUUAAAAUAUUAAGAUAAAUUAAA